Molecule: messenger RNA, 8872 nt
Organism: Nylanderia fulva
Lineage: Eukaryota; Metazoa; Arthropoda; Insecta; Hymenoptera; Formicidae
Source: RefSeq, a predicted model, not a curated record
UUCAUGGUUGUUUCAUGUCAUUUGGCGGUAUUUUCUGUCACGUCAGAUUCGACGUCUGGAAGCUCCGCCAGAAUGUCGAACAAAAUGUCGCGAAUAUCGGAGAAAAUCUCCAAUGUUUUGAAGCUGGCCAACAGUUCGAGGUUGAGCGACAAAAAGAGAUGUGUCACCGAAUUAUUGGAUUUGUAUCAGAAUGAUGAAGCUCGCAAUGAAAUACAUGAAAAUACAGAGAGGAAAGCUUCAGGGAUUGUCAAUUGGCCUUAUAUUUUACUCACAGCUCACAAACUAAUUCUUGAUGAAGCGGAGAAGCCCAGUAAGGAAACAGCUUCCAAAAGCAAGGAGAGAGAGGCACUCAGUGGUUUAAUGAUCGAUACAUUUCGUCGAUCUAAUGAAAGAUCCAAUGAGCUUCUACAUGGCAACGACAUCGUCUCUAUGAUACUGCAGAUAUUAGAUUCUAAGAUUUAUGCACACUAUCAGGAUAAAUAUCUAGCACUACUGGUCACAUAUGUAUUGCCUAAGAGUGCCAAUUAUAAUAACAUUACUGCGGAACAAUGGAGAGAAUUGUUGAUUGUCUGCAGCAAGCUGUACAAAAAGGCGCAUCUCAAGAAGCACAUUGUGUUGGAUGCGCUACAAAUGAUUGUGGAUCGUUCCUUUUUGCACACAAAUCUAGUUUUUCACGUGAAGAAUUUAUUACCUUUCUUGGAGGAUAUCUUCCAAAAUGUAAAGGCGAGCAACGACGAGCAGUUGACAGAGUCCUUCUACAGACUAAGCAGCAGUGUAUGCAACCAGAUCGCGACGGAAUCGAGAAUCGCUCUCUGCAAAUUCAGCGAAAGUAUAUUGAUGGACAUCCUACGUCUGAACGGCUCCGAGGGAAAGUACAAGCUCUUGUUUACCUUCCUGCAGAUGCAUCAUCCAGAUGGUACCGGGUACGAAGAAGGCACAUAUACCUACAACAGGAGCAAGUGGAGGGAUUUGUUGCGCAGUAUGUGCCAGCUUGUUCAGGAGAACUGCAAGUUAGAUGUGCAGUGGCGCAGUUUUAUCGAGUUUGCCAGUGAAGUCGUGCAGCAGGUAAUGAACAAUUCGGUUAGUCUCGCUUGCUCUGUUGACGCAAAUUCUUCGGACGACAUCCACCCUCAACCGGCCAAACGUAGGCGAACGAUGAGCAGGAUGGAGAACGUCGUUGAUAUGGUAACAGAGAGCAGUCCCGAGGAGGUGUGGCCCUUGCUGAGAAUUCUUGAGGAAACGCUGAGGAAGUAUCCACAGUGCUUGAAACCGCAGGAUUUCGCGCCCUUGCUGCAACGUUUAACGGAACUCGCUCAGUCUCGAGACGAGCUCAUCAUGGACUAUUUGUACAAUCUCGCUCUCGUUCUCAUGGAGAACGAAACGUCUAGCGGAAGAGAGGUGCAGGACACUGCGAUUCACUGGAGCAAGAUCUGGGACAUGCUACUCAGGUCUCUGGGAGCAAAUCAGAAUGAAAAGUCGGGUCACUCGUUGAUCUGCUGUUUUAUAACGCACAAUAGGAUGCCGAAUGCAAACGCCCUCCUCAGGUUGUACCUGACGAAGGCGAUUCGCUGGUCGCCGAACAGCGUGCACACCCUGCGACGAUUAUGCGAACGCGUCUCCCUACCUGAAGAUGCUUUCACGUCAGUGUUGGAUCCGUCUCCAUCGGCAACAACCGCGCCGAUCUGCGACCGGACGCGACUCCUGGAGUGGUUGCUGAACGCGUCGUGGGAGAAGCUGGUGACACGAUUGUACGACGAGACUAUGGAGAACGUCUGCACCCUAUCGGUGGAUCUCGUGCUGAGUUCUCGUUGCAGGCGGAAGCGCGAGGAAUCGAGUGAGACCAUCCUUCAUCAUUAUCAGAAUAUCUGUUCGACGGAUCUUUCGCGACUCUGUCGCGCGUCCUUGACCUUCCAGCUAGAGUUUUUGGCCAGGUCGAAGGAUGACGAACGGGAUCUCAGGCUGGUGGUCACGGACGGGAAUCCCGUCUCCUAUGUACAGGAGGCGCUGAACUUUCUGAAGCAACGCUUACGCGUCCUUCUUCAGGGUGAAGACUCCAACGAUGAAGCGAAAAGAAUUAUCGACGUGCAUGUCGUACUGAUGAAGGUAGCGCUCCUAGCGAGAUCGCUGUCCAAUUUCAAGCAACUGGGGAUUAUUGCGAAGGAGGAUACCGGUGACCCGUUGAUCGACGUGAUGGAAAAGAACCUGAAGAAUAGCUUCGAAGUUCUAGCGAAGACCGACUGGAGCAGGUGCAAUUAUUUGUACUUGUCGAGCGUGACCAGGGCGUUGAACGUGCUCUACAGGACGACCUACGACGUGGACAUUGCGAGGAUAAUCGUCUCCGCGUCUACCGUGAAUAUGUUGAAGAAUAUAUUCGAUCUCUUGAAUCUCGAUGGCAAUCGUAACAGCGAUCAUCACCAGGAACACGACACUUUUCAGAGGCGCAACCGAUUCAGUUUGGAGGCGUCGAACUCUUCGUCUUCGACGAGUCUCCGGCGCGAGGACAAGAUUCGUCUCGAGGUCGUCCAGGCCUUGGCGUCCUUCUGCGCGCUUUCCAUCGACGCGAACCGAGGAAAAUCGCCGCUACAGACAAAGAUGAUGCGUAACUUGCUCAACAUGCAGCAGGACUUUACGAACUGUGUGGAUUUUUGGAUAUCGCUGACGAUCCUGGAAUCGCUGGCCGCGCGGGAUCGGGACGAGAUUCAUCAGGAAUACACGCAGGCACCGUUGGACUUGCUCCUGGAGAUGUGUCAGAACCAGACGAAUCACAAGAACGAGGAGUCGUCGCGCCGACUGUUGAACCUGCUGCCGUCGUUCUUCGAGUACGCGACCGAAUACAAACAUUCCCCGAGGACGAUCAUCGACACCCUGGUGCAGUUCCACAGACUUAUGCGCAAGCGGAACUACAGCGUGCACGUGCACGUGGACUACACGAGAUGCGUCUGCAACUGCGUGCGGAUCGAUCCAAGCUUCUCGUGGAACCACGACGGAGCCGACGACGACGUCGCGACAUUGCUGGACAGCGUCCUCGACUACAUCGGCGACGCGCUCUUCAUGCUGCGUUCCCAGGCCGUGCGAUGCCUGCAGCAACUCCUGGCCUUCAAGAACGUCGCUCACAAGUGGAAGGAGCGAAUAUACUUCAAGGUGGAGAAGACUGCCUUCAAGCUUCUCGAUGAGACUCAACAGUCCAGUUCCAAUCCGCAAAACAACGAUCUGGGGGAGAGUCAACGACAGGACGAGAAAGAAACCAGAACGGCCAGCGCGUUAACCGCGCUGGCCUCUGUUGCUUGCGCCAGCGGUGUUCUUCAGGGUCGCGCCUUGUACGCUAUGCUGCGACUGACGAUAGAUAAGGAGGUGGACAUGCAGACAGUGCGAAAGGUUCUCUCAUCAGCGACGAAAUACACGACGACACACGUCUCUCUCGUCGAGGAUAACUUGAACUACCUACUGACAUCUUGGAUCGAAGACGCGCAGUAUCCGUUACAGAGGUUUCCAUGGAUGCUUGCUGGCUGCGAGGCCAUGGACGAAUUCUUCAGAAAAAACGUCAGUCGCAUAGUUCCGAUCGUCCUGCGCACUUCGGGCCUCGCCGAAGCCAUAUCCUUCUGCACCGACUGCGCCGGUACAACCUUCGAGGAAGUCUUCGAGGAUGUUUUUCCAUCUUGCUUCGCGUGGCUGAUAUCCCGCGUGACGUCUAACGACGCUGACAGAGAGAUGAUGCGGAAGAUGACGAAGAACACGGACAAGUUUGCGCGUACGCGCAAUUUCAGCCAGCUGUUUCACUCACGACUUCAGGACGUCCUGAUGGAGCUGAUACAGAGGCUGCACGACGAGGACGACUUCGAGCGCGUCCUCUCGAUCAAGGACGCGCGCUUCCCGGCGACGGAUCCGCCGCACUUUUCACGAGCCACCCUGGACCUGUGCUUCGAUCAGCUGGAGGCGUCCGGGUUUCUCGCGGCCUCGGGGAAGACGCUGACGCACACGUUGGUCGAAUACCAACCGGCGACCCUGCAAAAGACCCUCUUGCGUCUCGCCGGUGCCGUACACUCGUCGCGUUUCCGCGAGGAUAAGCUCAAGCGGCUCCAUCAGUACGCCUAUUUUUGCUUCCGGCUGACGCGCGACCUGGCGAAGCCAGUCUUCGACGAGAUGGCCGCGUUCCUGAUCCGAGACCUGUGCUACAGCCUGUUGCACAUGACCAGAGGAAACGACGAGUCGCUCGCCAUGGCGUGCUGCAAGUUCCUGGAUUUAUUCCUGAGAAGAGCUCUGCCCGCAAGGGCUGCAGAGGUGCGAGACAUCCUCAGGUUCGUCGUGGCGGAUCUGAUAGGUCUGGCGCGGUCGAACACCAGCAGCGGAGUCGCCAAGGUUGCCGCGGGACUGCUCGACUUCCUAGUGGUGGAGCAAAGGGAAGUGCUGCGGGCAGCCAUCGCGAAGCUCGGCUCGUUCCCGAGCCACGAGGUCUUCCGGGACGCGAGGGAGGCUCGCAAUGCCGUCAGGUCGGAGAAGAACAAGAUCGCGAUAUGCCUCGAGGACGAGCUGGAGCUCUUUCUGGACGCCACGAGCGAGGAGAACGCAGAGUGUACUCUGGAGGAUCUGGCGAAUCUUACGCGGCAGCUGUCGACGAGAAAACGAGAGCUGAGGGAGCUGCACCGGAAAUUGGAGAGGCCAUAUCCCGAAGAUGGCGUCAAAAUCUUGCCCCGACUGAUAUUUAAACUCGUCAAGCUAACAGAAUCGUCCAAUCCGCGCGUGUCGAUGGAGGCCACCAGGUGUCUCGGAGAACUCGGCCCGACGGAUUCCACCGUGAUCCUGCGACCGGCGGAGAGUAUCGUCCAAGAAGCUAAUUGCACGAUAGACAUCCUGACUUAUCGAUCGGUAGCGAUGUUGACGAAUUUCCUGGUGGAGAACGCCGUGGAACUUCGCAAGGUUAGCGCUGACGCCCUUUACGCGGUGCUGUCGACUUCCUUCGGUCGUAAGCUGUCGGACGGCGACUACACUAGAGACUUGUCGAACAUUCUGAAGGAGUCCGCGCCUCUGAAGAUCGACUACAUUCGGCCGUUCGCUCGCGAACGUAACGUGACACAGACGUCCUUUUCCGUGGAUGCCGCAAGGUUUCGCACCGUUAUGUGUCCGGAGAAUCCUCUGUGGACCGUUCAGGAGAACGAGAAUUACGCCGAGUGGGUCGUCAAGUUGACCUGCAGCAUCGCCGAGUGCUUCGCGGACUCCUACCUGAAGAGCUUCCUGCCUGUUUGCCGGCUCAGCGUCAAAUUCUGCGAGCUGAUCCUGCCGAGGAUCGUCUGCCUCGUCUGCCUCGUCAACCAUCGAAGCAGCAACUCCAUCGACGCCAUGUGCGACUGCGUCGACCAGUUCUUCAGGCACCACUUCGCGAUCAAUCACGAGGCGGAAACGACGCCGAGAGGUGGCGGCUGCGACCAGAAGAUCGUCCGCUGCAUGCUGGACAUAGUGAACCACGUCCGGGCGCAGCUGCCAGACGGCGUGACCUUGAGACUCGACUACGUCAACCUGGCCAGAGCCGCGCACAGAUGUUCCGCCUAUUACACGGCUCUGCUGUUCGCGCAGCUCGCCUGCCAGACCAUCUCCUUGGACUAUCCGGACUUUAGCAGCGACCCCAGGAUCGAUUACAUCUACGAGUGCCAGCCGGCGGUCGGCCGGGUCCUGCAGGACAUCAUGCUGGACACCUAUCAGAAUAUCAGCGACCCGGACGCCACGAGUGGCGCCGGAUCGUCGCAUUUGCUCGACCACGACUCCCGGGUGCAAUACUACGCCCGUACCAACUGCUGGGACAAGGUCAUGCUCGCGCAGGACAUCGAGCUGUCGCAUAGUAGCAAUCCGUCCCUGGUGAACGCCAAGCAGGAGAUGGCGAACGCGUUACAUCGCUCGGGUCUUCAGUUUCUUCAGUCGCGGUUCCUCAACGACUGUCUGGAUGAGAAGUUCAGUUAUGAGAGCGCCUGGAGACUCGGCAACUGGGACUUGCUGGUGAACAACUCGGUCGCCGCUUCUGGCCGCGACAUUCAACCGCAGCAGUCGCGACUGGAGGCCCUGGAAAACGCGUUUCACGCGCACCAUUACGACGCGUUGAAGUGCCUCCACGAGAACGAUCGACGAGGCACGGAUCGGGCGAUCGAACGCGCUCGUCUAAGCGUGAUCGGCGGGCUGCGAGUGAUCAGUCUGGAGAGCAGCCGGACCGUCAACGAGAAACUGUCGCAGCUGCGACUGCUGUGCGAGAUCGAGCAGCUGAAUUCAGCGGAGGAGAGACACCCAGAGGUGUUGCGACGCUGGAACGAGCACGAGAUCAGCCUGACGGGUCAGUUCGACUACGUGGAGCCGAUCCUGUGGCAGCGCAUCACCAUGUUUCGCAUCAGGGAGUCUCUGUGGACGGACACGAGCAUGCAAGAGGCCUUCUUCGCCACCUGCUUGGACCUGGCGGAGGUUGCCGUGAGUCAGGGUAAUUUCCAAGUGUCCGCCCGAGCACUGGGCACCCUGGCGACGCAGCGAAAUCUGUCUACGGACCUGGAGAACCAACGUCUCUAUCAGGAGUCGCUCCUGCAGUGGAUGAUGCACGACCAGGUCAUUGCGCGUCGUUUGAUGCGCAACCUGAUCGAGAAGAGGAAUCCAAAGCCGAGCCUGAAGGCCAAAGCUCUGCGAGUCUACGGCGACUGGAUGGCCGAGACCAAAUCGGAGAAUCCGCAGGCGGUGAUACAGAAAUACUAUCUGGAAUCCAUCGCGACCAGCGAGACUAUCGACGAGCAGACGCCCGAUGUCAUUAGAGAUCUGUACGACACACAGGUCGCGCUGGCGCGUUUCGCCGAUGCUCAAUAUGAACAGAUCAGCAUGUACAUAAACUCUCCGAUCUACGAGUCGCUGAAGGAAUACGCUCGCAGCAGCGACCAAAUAGACCAGGCGCAGGUGAGGAAUCAGGAUAUCAAGCGUGCGGUGAUAAUCAGUCAGAAGCAAUCGACGAACGAUGCGGCCGAGCUGAAGAACAUCGAGCAGGAGAGACGGAACUAUCUCGCGCAGGCUCUCAAGUAUUACCUGAAGACUUUGUGCGGCAGCGAGGAACAUAAUCUGCUCAUCUUCCGCCUGGUGGCGCUCUGGCUGGACAAUAUGCUAGACAACGAGGUGAACGGAGAGUUGCUGGACGAGCUGGACAACGUGCCGUCCUUUAAGUUCGUACCGCUGGUGCCGCAGCUGGCCGCCCACGUGAGCAACGAUCUGAAACAGCGGAGCUUCUCCGCGCGGAUCUUCAGGAUUCUCGAGCGCUGCGCCCUGGAACAUCCGUAUCACACUCUGCCCGUGGUGCUGGCGCUGAAGAAUCUACACAGCGACGACGAGUACGACGCGGGCUCCACGGUUGCGAAGAAGGAGGAACGUCGCGUGCUGGGCGCCAAGAAGCUUCUCAAGCGAUUGGCCGAGUCAUCCGUGCGCGAUGUCGUCCAGGAGAUGGAGAAUCUGUCGCGGGCCCUGUUGAGUCUCGCUUAUUGGCAACCCAAGGGCAAGUGCUACCAUGGAAAAUGCUAUUCCAUACCGCGAGAUCAGUUGAUAUCCAAGAUCAAGAACUUGGACAACGUUCUUCUGCCGACCUUGAACUUGCCUGUGAAACCAUCGGGCAAUUAUAACGACGUGGUUGGGGUGAAGGCGUACCAGGACACUUGCGAGUUCGUCGGCGGCAUGACCGCGCCUAAGAAGAUCAUCUGCGUUGGCACCGAUGGCGUCCAGCGCCGGCAGCUGGUCAAGGGUAAGGACGACCUGAGGCAGGACGCGGUGAUGCAACAGGUGUUCACGGUGAUGAACACCUUGUUGCGUACCUGCAAGGAGACGCAACGGCGGAAUCUGCGGAUCAGGACCUACAAGGUGGUGCCGCUGACGCAGAGGUCGGGCGUCCUGGAGUGGUGCGACAACACGGUACCCAUCACGGCGACCCUGGUAGGCGGUCAGGGAGGCGCGACCGGGAUACACAAGAGGUAUUACCCGCGAGAUCUGACCGCCGAAUCGGCCAGGAACAAGAUGAAGAACGUCGCGCAAGAGUCGAACGAGACGAAGCUGAAGGUCUUCCUGGAGUGUUGCAAACGCAUGCGGCCGGCGUUCCACCACUUCUUCGAGGAGAAGUACCGGUCCCCCGAGGCCUGGGUCGAAAGGACACUCACGUAUACGCGCAGCGUCGCCACCACUUCCAUGGCGGGCUAUAUCCUGGGCCUCGGAGACAGACAUCUCAGUAAUAUCCUGAUCGACGAGCGAACCGCCGAGGUGGUGCACAUCGAUUUCGGCGUGGCCUUCGAGCAGGGCAAGGUUCUACCUCUUCCGGAGACCAUUCCCUUCAGACUGACCAGGGACCUCGAGGUCGCCAUGGGCGCUUCCGGCAUCGAGGGGACCAUGAGACGCAGCUGCGAGGUGACCAUGACGAUGCUGCGAGAUCAAAGGCAAAUCAUCAUCACUCUUCUGCAAGUCCUGUUGUACGAUCCGCUCUUCACGUGGGCCAUCACGCCGGAGAAGGCGUGCAAAAUGCAAAGUGAUGUCGUAAGAAGCUACUCGGAGAACAGCGGGCGAGCAUCUGUGGAAACCAAUAAGAUCGCCAAGAGAGCUCUGUUGAGAAUCGAACAAAAGUUACGAGGAACGGAGGACGGUUUAGUGUCCAGUGUUUCAGGACAGGUCGAGAGACUCCUACAGGAGGCGCGAGACCCUGCAAAUUUGUGUCGAGUCUAUUGUGGCUGGCAGCCAUAUUUGUAAAUAUUAAUAAACCUAAGUCUUUCAUAAAAGUUUUCUAAGAUAAAGAUAAGGUUUUUUUAUACUUUGUACAACUUAAUAAUGUAACAAGUUCAAGUUAUAUUUUUACCCUAUUAAUAUUUAUUAAAAUAUUAAAAGUUAA